AUGUCAUCUCCCGUCUCAGCCGCCGAGUUCCAGCAGCUGAAGGAGGCCUUCAACACCCUCGCCAAACGGAUAGGCAAGGAGAAGGUCAACGACGAAGAGACUGACGAACCCACGGACGAACACGAACCAGAGAAGGACGGGUCGCCUCGAGCGCAGGAAAGAAGCCUUCCCGUAAAUCUGGACGCCCUCGAUCCAGAACUCGAGUCGCAGUUUGACAACAUCAAACACCUCGCCAACGGACACGCCGCCGGCCUUACCAAGUUCCCCUCCAACAAAGGGAACAACUUCAGCAAGGAAGACAAGGCGCACGUCGCGCAACUCCAGAAGUGCUACAAAGCACUCAAGGUGGUCAUCAGGAUCUGCGUCACAGGGGUCAACCGUCACCCCAAGGCCACCAACCACUUCGACACCGCGCUCACCGCCGCCCUCUGGGGCAUCCACAGCAUCCUCACCACCCACCAAGACCUCUACUUCAAAGGGGUCAUGGGCAACAACUUCAAGAUCUGGCGCUCGCUGAACGCCAGAGGCGUCUCGGCCAAAGAACACAAGCUCGCAGUGGAGGCCAUGCAGUUCUCAGCCACCAUCACCAUGGCCAAACCUCGGGGUCACGUCAACACGAGCCUGAACUCAGCCAAGUACACCAACAACAACAACCACCAAUUCAACCCCAGUGGCCAACACCAGAAGAACAGGAGAGGCGGCCGCGGUACGAGCAGUGGGGCCCCUGCUUUGGAAUAA
Messenger RNA from Acanthamoeba castellanii str. Neff, 738 nucleotides. RefSeq lists its product as uncharacterized. The coding region runs from base 1 to 738 and encodes 245 amino acids. NCBI's taxonomy places the organism in Eukaryota, Discosea, Longamoebia, Acanthamoebidae. The record is from RefSeq and is a predicted model, not a curated record. The transcript has 3 exons.